AUGAUAAAUUAUCGAGAAAGUAAUUCUUGGUUAUUUUGGGUGAUCAAAUUAACAAAUAAGCCAGGUUAUGGCUGGCCGGAUAUUUUUCAUUGGAGAAAUGCCGUAUUUGUAACAAUUUUUCCAGUAGUUGCUAGUUCUACAAUAUUCACUUCUAUUAUAUGUAUCCUUUACAUUGUUUAUGACAUUGAUUUGACACUUCCAGAAAUUAUAAGUAAGUAUAAAUUGGUUGAUUAG
Molecule: messenger RNA, 234 nt
Organism: Scutellospora calospora
Lineage: Eukaryota; Fungi; Glomeromycota; Glomeromycetes; Diversisporales; Gigasporaceae
Source: the annotation of a GenBank genome assembly